CCGAAUGUUUGAAAGAAACUGAAGCCCAGCCCAAACACGACGACAACUCACACAAAGGUGUUCACCGAAAACCUAGUUAGUGCUCUUUCUGUCUUUGUCUUCGGCUCUAUUCUCUCUCCAUAGCUCUCCGCACCUUGCAGAUCUCGAUCUGCAACAAUGGCUUCCAGAAAAUCCGACAACCCUCAGUCUGGCGACGGCGCCAGUCCCGGGAAAAUCUUCAUCGGAGGGUUAGCCAGAGACACCACCCUAGAAACGUUUGUGAAUUACUUCGAAAAGUAUGGCGAGAUAACGGACUCCGUUAUCAUGAAGGACCGUCAAACGGGUCGACCCAGGGGCUUCGGGUUCAUCACCUACGCUGACCCCUCCGUCGUUGACCAAGUCAUUCAGGAGAACCACAUCAUCAACGGGAAGCAGGUCGAGAUCAAGAGGACCAUUCCCAAGGGGUCGUCGCAGGCUAAUGACUUCAAAACCAAGAAGAUCUUCGUCGGCGGUAUUCCAACAUCAGUAUCCGAAGAUGAGUUCAAGAACUUCUUCUCCAAGUAUGGGAAGGUGGUAGAGCAUGAGAUUAUACGGGACCACACCACAAAGCGAUCAAGGGGGUUUGGCUUUAUAGUAUUUGAUAGUGAAAAGGUUGUGGAUAAUAUUUUGGCAGAUGGGAACAUGAUUGAUAUGGCUGGUACUCAGGUUGAGAUCAAGAAGGCUGAACCAAAGAAAUCCUCGAACCCAGCUUCUCUUGCUCCGUUUGCUAGUGACUCUAGGGCACGUUCUUACAAUGAUGGAUUCAGUGGAUUUGGUGAUUCUUAUGGAAGUUUUGGUGGAAGUGGGUAUGGUCCUGGUUCUUAUAGGUCACUUGGUGGAGGAUUUGGGGGUAGGCUUGGUGAUUAUGGUGGGUAUGGGGCUGGAGAUGACUUUGGUGGUAGUUUUGGGGGCUAUGGUGGAAGUGGUGCUGGUGGCUAUGCUGGCUUUCGAGGAGAAUCAUCCUUUGGCUACUCUAGUCGCUAUGGAUCAUACAUGGGUGGUCUUGGUGCUGGUUAUGGCAGCAGUGGGUUAGCUGCAUAUGGACGAGGUGUUGGGGGCUAUGGAAGCUACGGUGGUCCAGGAACUGGUGGGGGCUAUGAAUCAGGCCCGGCUGCUGGUUAUGGUGGGGCUGGAGGUGGUGGAGUGUAUCCCAGUAGGGGAAGCUAUGGUGGCAGUAGUCGUUACCAUCCAUACACAAGAUAGUUUGAUUACUAAGCUUUGCAGUAGAAUUUGCAUGCAGGUUUAAGCAUUUUCUAGACACAAAGCACUUACUGCAGGUGACCACUUUCUAGAAGUCAGACGAGCCACUAGCAUGUCUGUUUUAUCUAAUGCUUAGACAACCGAAGGUAGAAACAACAUCAGUCUAGAGCUUCCUGAGCAUCAUCGAUCUAGAGAUUCCCCAUCAGUUAUCAGCCUAUACGAUUUUAGAUAGGCACAUUGUGCUUUUGUGAUAUUCUGAUGUUUGCAAGUUAGUCUGUCACAAUUCUGGAUAUAAUAUUUAGUUAGAAUCGUGGUGGAGUUGUGUGAUUGUGUAUUAUUGUAGGUCAUACUUACUAGAAAUUUGUUUAAAAGAGUACUUGUUCUCCAUCUUUCCUUAAGUUGUGUUUGGCUAGCCAAUGUUAAAGAUGCUGACUCAACCUUUUCAGGUAAAACUAGUUGCUACAGUUGUGAUUUAGUUACUUGCCUAGUUAGAUCAUAUCCACGAGAUAGAUCUUAAUUAGUCUUGACAGGGUUCUCAUGUCACUCUUCUUAAGGGGCUCUUUUGACAGCAUUCCGUCUUAGCUAGCAUUCGUAAAUUGGAUCAUAGAGAGGCAGAUUACUAAUAUGAACUCUUUCUCUAAGACCCUUAAGAUAUUUUUAGCGUUUAGCAUCGGAAAGUAGUAGUAUUUUCUCCAUGUACAGAGGGGAGUUAAAUUCAGAAACUAUAUGACGUUGCCAAUUAGACAUUUUAUAUCCUAUGAUUCUAUUACUACCUCUGCACUUAAAUAUGAGGAAAAUUAAUUAACUAGUUUCAAACUUGUCAAGAAUAGCAAGUCAUUUAAUAUUGUCGUUUUCAUAAUAUACGCAAGUAUUUUAUUCUAAAUUAUCCUCAAUUGUAUAUGUUGAUGGUGGUGCUUAGGGUUAAAGAUAAGGGUUGAGGUUGUUGAAAUUAAUUUUUGUUUAUAUUCGAGUCCGUAGGGAAUAUUGUCUGCAUUUGUUUGUGUUGGACAUAGUCUAGGGGUGCCUGAUUUGAUGAGAAGUAGUUUUAGGUGCUUACAGCUUGUUUGUUUGGAUAUAUUAUGGAUGAUGGUACUAACUACUAUUCCAGAUUUGGUGGUUUUUCAUAGCCCUCUUCAACCCUUUAACAUACAUACAUACAUACACCGUUUCAACCUGGAAUACGGGGCCAGUACGAACAUUGAUACACCCUUUCCUCUUGUAGUCAGAGAUCACUGAUACACUAAAUUUGUUCAUUCAUUGAUUAUUAAAAUGUGUUGUGGCCGAAAAUGGUGUUUUCAGAAGCUGUUGGAGUGGCUGCCACCCUUCCUGGUUUUUUGUUUAGAAGCUCGUUCCCCCCCUAUUAAAUAAUUCUCUUGUAAUUAAAUUUCUUGUAAAUCAAAAUUGACAAACUGUUUCUGCUGUUCUUAUUA
Molecule: messenger RNA, 2648 nt
Organism: Vigna unguiculata (cowpea)
Lineage: Eukaryota; Viridiplantae; Streptophyta; Magnoliopsida; Fabales; Fabaceae
Product: RNA-binding (RRM/RBD/RNP motifs) family protein
Biological process (GO): regulation of gene expression
Cellular component (GO): nucleoplasm; chromatin
Molecular function (GO): RNA binding
Source: RefSeq, a predicted model, not a curated record